Messenger RNA from Kockovaella imperatae, 1333 nucleotides. RefSeq lists its product as hypothetical. The coding region runs from base 62 to 1333 and encodes 423 amino acids. Lineage: Eukaryota; Fungi; Basidiomycota; Tremellomycetes; Tremellales; Cuniculitremaceae. The record is from RefSeq and is a predicted model, not a curated record. The transcript has a single exon.
UCUUUUCCCAUCAUUGGCCUUCGACGUCUCAUUCAAACAUAAGUUCCCCCAGCUGGCAGCCAUGCUCUUUCUUCUUAUCUCCCUUGUCGGUCUCAAGUCCAUCAAUGCUGCAAAUUGCUGCGGUAACAUAGGAGCUUAUGAUGCCAAUACCCUAUGGAACUUAAGGGCAGACAUGUGUAACAAUGUUCUAUCUCAUGACAGUAACAGCGACGGUGGCCGUGAAGAUGCGACGUUCUGGCAGAAUGGUAACCUACGAAUUGAAUACGCUUUCGAAGCCUACGACACGACCAACCAAUUUGCCAACUGCUGGUCCGCCACACAGGAUUUGAUUCAGCAAUGUGCAUUGAAUGGUAACGGAGCUGGAUCUUGGGUCGAUGGCUCCGAAUCCUACUACUUCAGCGCUAGUGCAGGAAAUUAUGGCAAAAGGGAUGCCACAAAUUCGACCACGGACCCCGAAUCUCUCCCUCCCCUACCCCAGGCGUCAGGGUCCAUCGAUGAGCUCCAACUUCAAUCCGGUUCAUACAAUAUCAACGGAAUGGUAGCCAAUCUUCAAAUUCAAGGUGUGGUCCUGAAUGGAUCAUCCGCCACGUUGUUGUCAAAACGAGACGAUGUGUACAACUCAACCCAAGGACCUGGUGUCAACUUGACCCAGACAUACUCGCAGUCUGUGAAUCUGACGGCCUUUAUCAUUCAAAGUGUUCAAGCCGCUAUCCAGCAGCAGGCAGCCACACAGACUAGUGGUCAGAAUGGGACACAGGGAUCGAGGAAACGCGCUCAAGAGUGCUCAGUGUCAGCCGAUGACUAUGUGCUUGUUGACGGAGGCUACUGGCAGAAGCCUUGGACUCUGGCCUCUGGCUGCCUGUACUGUGGAGCUGGAAACUCUUGCAAUCAGAAAACGGCCACGGCGCUCACGUAUGGAUGGUCCUUCUCUGUGGGACUUUCAGGAUCCGCUCAAGGCGAAGUUGCACAAGCCGCUAUCGAUGUCGGAUUCUCGUUUUCCAGGUCUGUGACAACCUCCACAGCCAUUCAAUGUGAUUGGACAGAAGGAACUUGCCACACCUACUGGAUUCAACAACCUAUGACCUGGACUAGAGGCUUCCACAUCAACACGCAAUACGAGGGUGGCUCUCAGUAUGCCGUCACCUUGCAGCUGGUACACGGUGAUGCGCCAAACGAUGACGGACUGAGUGUUGGAUGUGGCAGUGGAUGCUGCGCAGAUGGAGCUAGCGCGGUUUGCGGAAACCCGUCGUUCUGCCAAUGGGCAAGACAAGACAAUGAUGUAGAAUGGUACGGAGUUUGCAAUAACUGGGAUCAGAGACCUCCCUGUCAGUAG